Exophiala bonariae is the source of this 819-nucleotide messenger RNA. RefSeq lists its product as uncharacterized. The transcript has 2 exons. The record is from RefSeq and is a predicted model, not a curated record. NCBI's taxonomy places the organism in Eukaryota, Fungi, Ascomycota, Eurotiomycetes, Chaetothyriales, Herpotrichiellaceae. Gene Ontology annotation, molecular function: protein binding. The coding region runs from base 1 to 819 and encodes 272 amino acids.
AUGAUCUACGUCCCUCCCUCGCUACCUUUGCCGGUCAUCAUCUAUGGCCGUGCAACCAUAGAUCCACCAGAAUCAUACAAACGCCCUGUCACAUUGCAAGAACAGCCCCAGGAGAUUCUGACCAAGAUUCUCAAAGAUCUCGACCACGCCGACCAAACAUGUCUUGCCUUGACUUGCAAAGACCUCCUUGUCAAGAUCCGCUGGACCACGGAGUUCGAAGACACUGUAGUGGCCUCGGAAGUCAAGCACAAAAUGGGAAAAGACAAGCACAUUAAGCUCUACGACAAGGGCAGCAACCAUGGUCAUAGUGACUUAUGGUACAGUGUUCUCAGCUGUCCUCUCGGCGAGUGUUUCUGGAAGAACUGGAGAAUCAAGCAAUGGGCCUUCAAGGUUGAGUAUCAAGCUCGGGAGCGCCAUAGACUCGGAAUCGAGCAAAACGACGAGUUCUGGAGUUUCUACAGACUCAAGCAGUGGGGCAUCGACGUCGAGGAGAUUGACAACGAGACCGUCAAGAAGGGCGGGGAGAAGCGCAAAUUCUUGGCUCUGGUGGAAGCUGAGGCGUCAUUGGAACCUAUCGAAUCUGCACCUGUGGGCACUGCAUCGGUCUAUGCUCGAAUGGCCAUGCGAUACGCCGAAGGUCGCUAUGAGCUGAAAGCGACGGCCCCCACCGUGGCCGACUACGAGACGGAGAAUGGAAGAGCAAAGCCAAAGAAGCUGUCGUGGGCUGAGAAAAAAGCACGGAGGACCAGUUGCCCAUCUUAUUCUAUGGAGUGUUAUGGCUCGGGUGGUGAGAGACGCUUCAUGCUGCAUACUGCAUAG